Molecule: messenger RNA, 13738 nt
Organism: Antechinus flavipes (yellow-footed antechinus)
Lineage: Eukaryota; Metazoa; Chordata; Mammalia; Dasyuromorphia; Dasyuridae
Product: KIAA1549 ortholog
Exons: 20
Coding region: 528-6410 (1960 amino acids)
Source: RefSeq, a predicted model, not a curated record
GGCCGGUCUCCUGGGGAGCCGGACCAGACAGGGGCGGGGAAGCAAGCCCCCGCCGCUCCCUGGCCAGGGCGCCUGGAGAAGCGGGAGGCGCGGGCUGAUGGAGAGCUGAGAAGGGGCAGCCAGGGCGGCCGGAGCCACAGCCGCGGCCGCAGUCACAGCUGAGUCCAUCUCUCCUCUUUCCCUCCCUCCCUUCCAGGCUCGGGCAUCUCUUCCUCGCCGGCGGGCGGCUGUCCGGAGGCAGAAGCACAGGCCGGCCUGGAGGUGGUGCUCGCUGGCCCACCUCAGCCUCUGCCAGGCUCCUCUGGUCGUUGCCCGGACAGCUGCGUUGCGCCUCCCGGAGGGGGAGGAGCGGCCGGCGGCGGGGCGAGCGGGCGCUGGGCUCUCAGCCCCCUUGCCUCGCGUCCAGUGACCCGCCAGCAUCCUUCUCCGCGCGCCCGGCGCGCCUCGGAGUGCCGCGAGUGAGGCCGGCCCAGGAGUCCUCGGUGGGCUAUGCCGGGGGCGCGGCGCUAACUUCCGAGGGCUUUGCCAUGGCUGGGAAGACCCGAGGCUGCAUCGCCUGGGUGCCGGUGCUGGGGGGCCACGGGCCUUCCCUGCGCCUAGCCCGCCGCCCCGUGCUGUGGUUAGCGGGGCUCAUGGUGCUGCUGCUGACCCUGCCGGCCUCCUGCACUGCAGAUGACCUGUCUCUGGAGCAGCGAAAUCUUUCUUUAUACUCUGUGGAGCUCAUGUUGAAGAAGAAUACGGUGCAGACCACUACGCAUGCAGCCUUAGCAGAAAUUGCACCAGAAUCCCAGGAAAACAGUUUUCUCCAUGUGGUAGUAUCUUCAUCUGCCACUUCUUUUGGCACAACCUUUUUUAACCAAGAAAAAAUGAAUCCGAAUACAGCAGAACUAAAUAUCUCAGUUGUAGAUUAUUUCUCAGUGACAACUAAUGAGGCAUUCCUAAAUAGUGAUGGAUUGCUUAAUUCAUUUCCAGAAACACACUGGAUUGCUACAUCUUCUCCAGUGGCGCAUGCCACAGUGAGUCUAUUAGAGCCAUCAAAAGAAACAUUAGAAACUGUGCUAACACCUUCAUUCCCAAUUACCUCUUUGCACCCUAAAGAUAUUAUAACAACCUGGCAAAGCACAACACAGCCACAGAUGACGUCACUCUCUGAUGUGUUCAGCCCCGUUAAUGUUGCCACUGAGACAGAUCAUUUCUCUUCGGAUGGCAUAGUUCUGACCCCAAGCAGCAAUUUUUUGCUUUCUUCCACUGACUUUUCUGUUUAUUUACCAAGUGUUGCAGUGGUAGAGACUGUGGCUUCAGUAAGAGACGUUGAAAGCCUGCUGCUCACCCCUGAGUCUUCUUUACUGCAGCCACUGAGUGGUACUGUAAUGGAGCAGCUAACCUUUUUCAGUUUUCCCAUGAGUGAAACAACACCACUUGUUAUGGUAACAAGUACAGAAAAAUACCCUGAAACCUACCCUGAUAUGAAUCAGAGCAGAGAAGAGACCUUGACUCCAAGGACCUCCCUGGCUACAAGUGUUUCACAGCCAGAACUAGCUUUUAUGAGCAACAUAAACUCUGCUUUGUUUUCAUCUAGUCUUCCAUUUGUAUCUUUUCCCAUACAACCAGAUGAUAUUACAACUAAUCCUUUUCUUCCUAGCAACUUCAGUGAAACAUCAGAAUUCCCUGGGAGUUCAAUGGUACCAGGUCAUAGCAGCUAUACUGAGUUCAUAAGCCCUCUGCCCUCUUUCAUACCCUCGACACAAUGCCCUUAUUGCAGUUUGGUUCCAUCCCAGCAAGUUAUCUCAACAGGUCUCAUAGAGAAAGAUAUGGGUUCAGGAAAUGAUGCUGAGACAUUGACCUUUUCCAUCUUGCAAGCGAGUAGCAGCAUAUCACUAAAUAGUAAGAUUGAUGAUUUCUCUGAUUUUGAGGAAACGUUUCAAGAGUUUGAUACCUCUUUCCCUUCAAGACCAAUAGUGUCACUGUCUUCCAGGUUCAUGGAAGUCUCUGAUGUGAACUUUAGCAUUUCAGCUUUAAUGGAUGUGGUCCCAAGUAGUGCUUUGUCUACAUCAGUAUAUCAGUCCCGUGAAAAACCCUCUGUAAGUUCAAUGCUUGACUCUGCUUCUUACAGUCUCCUCUCUGUUCCUGAAACUGAAGUGUUACCUUCUGGUGCAACAGCAGCAUUGGACAUUACCAGUGUUCUCCUUGACUCAUCUUCCUCCAUCAUUUCCAAUAUGACUAUGUCUUCAGUUGCUAUUAGAAAUGAAAGUCUUUUUGAGUCUCAUGGUUUAGUCCCUUCAAUAGAGCCCUUAUUUUUCUCUGAUCAGACAUCUGCCAGUUUUUCAGAAGAUGAAUCCAGAAGUACUUUGGAUUUUGUAUCCAAUAUUUUCUCAACUCUUUUGAAUUUCACUGGCCUGGUACCUUCAUCUUCUGAUAUUAUAACCUUGAAUUCUAUGAUGCCAAAUGAUUUGUCAACAUCUUUUUCUCAGGCCUUGUCAACCAUGGUGGAGGCUUUUGUAUCAUCUGACUCUCUUAGUUUGCAUUCACCUCAAUUUUUGGCCAGCAUCACAACAGACCUUGAGUUUUCGCAACUAUGGCAAAAUUCAGAUCAUCAUUUAAAUACACACCCUGUUCCAUCCAUAAAUUAUUCUGAAAUAGCACCAUCAUCAAGUUUCUCAUCUCAUACCUUUGAAUUUUCUGAAGCAUCAUCAAUUUUACAGCCAGAUUUUGAAAUUUAUAAUACCUCAGUUUUCACAGAAACUACCUCCUACCUUGAGUUUUCAUCCAUUUCCCACGAAUCUGUAGUUUCUACACUAUUUGCCUCCAGUUUUGAGUUUACUCCCAGUAUUUCAGUCUUUGGAACCCAGUUGCCAUCACAUUUGACUGUUCUUAAGAUGACAUCUUUUUUUGCUGAAUCUUCAAUGAUAUUCUCAACACCUACUCCUUUAGAUGAGCAUACCAGUGCUACAGAUGAUUACAAAUUUGUCUCCUCAUUUUCUCAGACCAUUUCUAGUACUGUAUUAUUACCUAUAACUGAUAUAUCCUUAUCACCAUCAUCUCUAUCUCCAACGUCCUCAUCUAUGUCUGAGUUUAUCCUCUCACCUUUAUCUACAGAGCCAUUGUUUGUGGGCUCAUCAUUUGUACCCACAGAAUCACCCAAGCCUUUAAACACUAUAUUUAGCCGACCUAAUGUGAGUGCUGCUACUGUUGAUACUACCCUCAGCCACAAAACAACAAAUCAGAGUCCAAAUGAGAGUAGCACUCCUCCUGCCCUAUCAUCCACUCAUCCUGUGGACCCUGUAACUCAUCCUGUGGACCCCGUCAUUCAUCCUGUGGACCCUGUCACUCAUCCUGUGACUACCACUGAAACUCUGGUUGAAACUCCAGCCUUGAUAACUACCAAACAGCCAUAUGUGUGUGAUAUCACAGUUCCUGAUCCUUACUUGAUCACAGCUGUGCUGGCCCGAAGAGCUGUACAAGAAUAUAUCAUCACAGCGAUCAAAGAGGUGCUGAGGGUUCACUUCAGUCGGGCAGUGGAGCUAGAGGUUUAUGAAAUUUUCCCAGACUUCUCUUUCCUGGUCACUUCUGGUCCUUUCAUUUACACAGCAAUUGCAGUCAUAAAUGUUCUUAUAAAUAGCAACCUUGUCCGGGAUCAGGCUCCUUUGAUUCUCUCAGUGCAGCCUUCCUUCACUGUACCAGAUUCCAAAUUUCAAGUUCAAACAGUCCUUCAGUUUGUGCCUCAGAGUGUAGACACUGGCUUCUGCAAUUUCACCCAGCGUCUUGAGAAAGGGCUCAUGACAGCAUUCACAGAAGUCAGAAAACACCAGGGGACAUACAACUUCACAGUGCAGAUAUUGAAUAUAACUUUGGGGACAUCAUGGACAGCUCCUCGUCAGGGACCAGUGAAUAUUAUCUUUGCUGUUAAAAGCAAGAAAGGGUUUUUGAAUGGAUCAGAAGUCAGUGAGGUUCUGAGAAACUUGAGUAUGGUGGAAUUCAGUUUCUAUUUAGGAUAUCCUGUGCUGCAGAUUGCUGAACCCUUCCAAUAUCCACAACUGAAUUUAUCCCAGUUGAUGAAGUCGUCUUGGGUAAGAACAGUUCUCCUGGGUGUCUUCGAAAGGCAGCUACAGAAUGAGGUGUUUCAAGCUGAAAUGGAACGGAAGCUUGCUCGGUUGCUCAGUGAAUCUUUAACCAGAAGGCGGGUGUGGAGAAGAGCCACCUUUGCAGGAAACAAUGUGGUGCAGGUUGUUAAUGUCUCACGGUUAGAGGGUGAUGACUAUCCGGUCCAACUAAUCUAUUUUGUGGAAGAUCAAGAUGGAGAAAGACUCAGUGCAGUGAAGUCUUCAGAUAUGAUCAACAAGAUAGAUAUCCAGAGAGCAGCCAUUAUCAUGGGCUACCGCAUCAAAGGCAUAAUUGCCCAGCCGGUAGAUCGGGUGAAAAGAUCAUCUUCUGACUCUCAAAGCAAUAACUUGUGGAUCAUUGUUGGCGUGGUGAUUCCAGUGAUUGUGGUGAUGACCAUCAUUAUCAUUCUCUAUUGGAAACUCUGUCGAACAGACAAACUAGACUUCCAGCCUGAUGCUGUGAGCAACAUUCAGCAGCGUCAAAAGCUUCAGAUCCCCAGUGUGAAGGGUUUCGAUUUUGCUAAGCAGCAUCUGGGUCAACACAAUAAAGAUGAUAUAUUGAUUAUUCAUGAGCCAGCACCGCUGCCAGGACCAGUAAAGGAUAAUACCACUCCCUCCGAAAAUGGAGAUGUGCCAAGCCCUAAGUCAAAGAUCUCUUCAAAGAACAUCCGUCACAGAGGAAGAAUCUCACCCUCAGAUGCUGACUCUACUGUCAGUGAAGAGUCUAGUGAAAGAGAAGCUGUGGAAAAGCCAUCAGUCGUUGUCAAUGAGGGCAAAGCAAGAAGAGCGCCUUCAAGUGGACCACCACUCACCAGUACUGGAAAUGAACAGCCUUCAUCAGCAUCAAUCUUUGAACAUGUGGAUCGGAUAUCUCGCACUUCAGAAGCAAGCAGACGGGUCCCGAAUAAGAUCCAGUUAAUUGCUAUGCAGCCAAUCACAACACCUCCAGUUCAGCACUCAGUACUAGCUGACCGAGUGGCAGAAACCAACAAAAUCAACAAAGAGAUUCAGACUGCCCUUCGGCAUAAAUCAGAGAUCGAACACCACCGAAACAAGAUUCGUCUCCGAGCCAAGCGCAGAGGACAUUAUGAUUUCCCUGUGGUUGAUGACCUGUCAGUGGGAGACACCAAAGAACGGCAUCGAGUAUAUCGCAGGGCUCAGAUGCAGAUUGACAAGAUCUUGGACCCUGCUGCCAGUGUGCCUACUGUGUUCAUAGAGCCAAGGAAAAGUUCCCGUGCAAAGCGUUCUCCGAAGCAGCGCCGGAAGCACCAAAUCAAUGGGAGCCCAACUGAUGCUGAGAAAGAUAGACUGAUCACGACAGACAGUGAUGGCACCUAUAAAAGGCCACCAGGAGUCAAUAAUUCUGCCUAUAUUUCAGAUCCUGACUUGCCUGCAGAGCCUCAGUCACCUUCCUCUGCUGACCUAGGGAAAUAUCCAGGCUUACCCUUCCCUGCUUCCCAAUACAUCCCACCCAAGCCAUCUAUUGAAGAAGCAAGACAGACAAUGCAUUCCCUCUUGGAUGACGCCUUUGCCUUGGUAGCUCCAAGUAGCCAAGCAAUUCAACCUUCUUCCGUUACUGCACCUGGGGUCACAUCAAGCCUACAAGCCAACUCUGCUGUCCAAGAUGAACGGCGAACCUCCCAGUGGGGUUCCUUCUAUGGCCCAACUCAGACAGCCAGUAAUCCAUGUAGUAGAUAUGAAGACUAUGGAAUGACUCCUCCAUCAGCACCAGGUCCAUUGUCAAGACCAAGUUUUGGUCCUGGUUUGCUGCAGUCCUCAGAACUGAUAACACCAGAAUCACAGCAUACCCAGUCAUCAGCUGAGGCUGCAUUUGCCACCCGAGGAAUCUAUCCAGAAGAGAUACCAUCAGUGGCUCGGCCCCGGCCUGUUGGAGGUACUUCAGGUUCACAGAUGCAGCAUCUCACGCAGGUGGGCAUUGCCAGCAGGAUUGGGGCACAGCCAGUAGAGAUUUCAUCCAACAGAACAGGCCAGUAUAGUGGGCCAGGAUGGCCCUCCUAUCAUGGGGAAGACGAAUCUGGAAGGAGAGAUGCUACUCAUGGGCUUGGACACCAAGAGUAUUCUUCUCCACCAUUGUUUCAGGUGCCAAGGACUUCAAGUAGAGAGCCCUCCGCACCCCCUACCCACCUUCCCCAUAGGAGCCUGCAGGGGCCAGGGCUGUGCUACAACAAUACCAGUUCUACAGAAGAUCUCCAACCAGGGCAUUCCUCUGCUUCUCUCAUCAAAGCCAUUCGAGAGGAGCUUCUUCGACUCUCCCAGAAACAGGCGACAGUGCAGAACUUCCAUAGCUGAUCCAUCCUUCCCUUGCAAAUUUGCCAAGUAUCUGCUUCCUAUGGAAGUAAGACUGAAAGGAAGCCAACUGAGUUGUUGUUUUAUAAUAGGGGUGAAUCUCUAGUGUACAAGAUACCAAUAUGUGUGUCUAUGUGGGGAGGGAGGGAAAAUGGCAAGUUUUAAAGACAGAAGAUGCCACAAGUUACCACUUCACCAUUUGUAAACCUGUUUAAUAUGUUGGCCAUUUCAUGACCACCUGGAUUCAGCCAACUGCUACGUUUUAGGUCAAAAGCAACACUCCACCAAAAAACAACAGUAAAGCAAAAUGAUGAAACUCCUAAAUCAGACUAUUUAAGAAAAAGAGAUUAAAAUUUGUAGAUGGGUUAAGGGAUUAACGGAAUCAAGCAUUUUUCAUUAUUAAGGCUUUGUAGUUCAGAUAAGUAUUGAUCAUGUUGCUGCUUUGUUUUCCAGGGGGAAAAAGAAUUCAAGGACAUUUUAUUAAAAGCUUGACUUUUUUUCCUGUCUUCAUAGAAACUCAUGGUAAUAGUAGUACUAACAGCAAGAAUAAUAGGAUUGUCCAGAGAAGAGAGGGGGAAAGCGAAUGAUUAAUCAGAAACCAAAAUGGGGAAGCUCUUAAGUGCCAGAUGAUUCCAAAUGAAACUGUCCUUUGCAUGCCUCCUCCUUGUACUUUGGUGCUGCUGCUCUAAGUGUUCCUUGAUCUUUCUGUGAAAUGAAAUCAUGGCCAUUUAUUGCAAGGAUAUAUUGAAAGACUCAUUCUCUAUAGGAAAGGAAAACCUCCCUUAAAAAAAAAAAGGCAUAAUAUUUAUUUGAUUAUUGAAAAUCUGUCAUAGACUAGAUUUAAAUUCAUAUUUAUGUGUAAUUCAUUUUUUCUGAAUCAGGUGUUUUCAUUUAUCAAUAGAAUCCAAUGUUAAUUAAUACCAUUCUUUAUAAAAUCCAUUUCUGUAAAGUGAAGCAAUUUGAUUCGGUUAGCACAUAGCUGUUGACUUACAACUUGUACUGUUGAUUGAGAAUUCACAAAUUCUUAAGAUAAGGAAUCAGAGGCCCUGAAUUUGAAUCCCAGCUUUGUCAGAGAUCACUCAUUUUAUGAACCAGAGCAAGUCACUUCACAUGUCUCCAGUUCUGAUUUUCUUCUUCUUUAUAAUAAGGACUUUGAUCUUUUGUGAUCUCUGAGUUCUCUUUCUAGUUAAUCCUACAAUGCCACCUAAGCAAAGUUUUGUUUUGUUUGAGAAACAGUGAAACCCAGGACAUCCCAAAUUGUUAUAGUUGGCUUUUGUUUUUUAGUUUAGUUUUUUUUUAAUAGCAUUUUGUUGAAAUGAGUGCAUUGCUAGAAAUCAUAUUUCCAGUAAGACAGAACUAGGAAAAUGAUUCAAUUAGCUUCGCUUCUCCAUAGUAAAUUGGACAAAGAAAAGAAUACCUCAGAAAGUUUGACUUAUGUCUUGACUUCAUUCUGAGCAUUGUUUGGGUUAAAGAAAAAAUUAAGAAAUUUCUUGUUCAGCUUGAGGCUGAUAUGUGAACCUACGGACAAGGAAGUUAUGGCCCAAAUAUCCCUGCUUUUUAAAGACACAUAAUGUUCUUAGGAUCAGGGGACUGAUUGCUGCAAUAGCACAGACUCUUCUAGCAGAGUACAGCUAAUUCGAAAAACAUAAAGUAGUUUACAGACCAAAAAACAAAAUUACAGAUUCAAUUCAACAAGGUUUUACUAAACUACCUACUAUAUGUAAGGCAGAUCUUGAAGAUGAAAAAUUCAAGUCAGUUUUGUAAGAACACCAAAAACAAGGAAAAUUGGUUUUCAUUAAAAAGCUUACUUUUUUCUUUUGUGAAUUAAUCAUAUUUUGUUUUCCUCAACUGUAAAAUAAAGGAAUUAGGCUAGAUCAUGGUUUUUUAAUGUAGGAGUCAUGGUCUCCCACAUAGGUGGCACAGUGUCUGGUGUCAGAAGUACCUGAAUUCAAAUCCAGCCUCAAACAUUUUCUAUGUAUGUGGCCCUGAACAAUUUUAAUCUCUGUUUGCCUCAGUUCCCUCAUUUAUAAAAUGAGGAUAAUAAUAGCAUCUACCUCCUAGGGUUGUUGUGAGAAGCAAAUGAGAUAAUAUUUGUACAGUACUUAGCACAGUGCCUAGCACACAGUAGGUGCUUAAUAAAUGAUUAUUUCCUCCCUUUUCUCUUAUUCCCAAAGGUCUAUGGCUAAAUUUCAGAGAGUCCAUGAAUUUGGAUGGGAAAAAAAUACAUCUUUGUUUUCAAAAACUGAAAUUUAGCAUUUCCUUCAAAUUUUUUACAAAUAUCAUUUUGAAAAAGUGUCCAUAAGCUUUUCCAGAGGUCCAAGUCACAAAAAAAAGAUUAAGAAACCUGAACUAGGUGAUCUUAAAGAUUCUCUAAAUCUAUGAUGCUUCCUGGCUUAUUCCAUUUACUGUGAGAAAGAUGGAAAAUUUAAAUUGAAGUAAAUUGGAUAUUGCAAUUCCUAUUUAAUAUUUUAAAAUAUCAAAUUGUAUUAUCAGUGUCCUAGUGAUAACAGAUUUUUCUCUAUUUAAUUUAAGUUUUGCUUAACCUUAUUAUUAGAAGGCUUGGUUUUUAGCUAGUGAUAGUUGUCCCUUAAAACAAAGUUUACCUGUUACUCUGGGUAUUUGGGAACUUCUAAGUGAGAGUUUUAAAUGGUCUAUUUCAAAAUGCUUUUAAAAUUAAAGUGGUUUGAUUAAAGCAUUUGAAGUUGGAAGGGUGAGGGGAGUUGAAGGGUCAUGGGUACUUGAUAGCAACCCAGAGAUAUAAACAACUUAGAAUCCACUUCUUCCUGGUAAAGAACAAUUGUUAAUUAGCAAGAGAAUUUGGUUAUUUGAGAUUCUUUUUAAAGAAUUUAUUGUUGAAUUUUACUAAGAGCAUUGAGACACAGUGGCUUCAGAAGGGAUGCAUGUAGGCUUCCCUCUUCUCUCAGCUACUGUUUGUAGGGUGUGCAUUUACUCAUUUGAACAAUAGAAAAAUAAAUCAGAGCAUCUCAGACUUGGAAGGAACUUCAGUGACCAUUGGCCCAAUCCACACAUGUUCAAGAAUCUCUGCUACAUCCAGCUUCCAUUUGAAGAGUUUCAGUGAAGGGGAAGUCCACCCUCCCUACUCCUCCACAACCCCCCAAGCAACCCAUUUUCCUUGUGGAUAACUCUGAUUGUUAGGAAAUUUUAAUUACAUGAAGCCAAAAUUUAUUUAGUUGCAGCUUCAUUUAUUGCUUAUAGUUUUACUCUUUGAGGCCAAAUGACACAAGUCUAAACCUUCUUUUCUGUGACAGCUCCUCACAUAUUUAAGAACAGACCCAAUUCCUUCAACUGACAUGAAGCUGAAUGGCAUGAUCCUGAAAUCCUUCAUCAUUCUCCUUGCCUCCAGUGGACAUGUGUCUCCUCUGUACACUGCAAAAAUAGGCUUCCAUUUUAAAGAAAUGCAGCAUAGCAAUUUGAAUGACCUUCAUUUUUGUCAAAAUGAUAUUCUAUCUCUGCAUUCAUUCUUAAAACUUAUUUUUUUAAUCCAAGACCAAAGAAAAUACUCAUCUACUUGUAAUCUGAUAUAGUAAGCUAGUCAGAUGUCUGGCUACCUUUUGUGGUUUUCUGGUUAUUAUAAUAUGUAACCAGUUUGCAUUCAUUUCCAUUAAAAACUCUCAAGCAACAGAGCCUCUGGUAGGUCAUCAAAAUUAAAGCAAAGACAUUGGUAGAUGCAGAGCUUUCAUUAACUAAAACAAAGUGCCAGAAAGCAUCAACAAUUCUCUUGCUCACUUGUGGCUUUCAAAAAAAGGCACUUCAUAUUGAUAAUAGUUAACUUAGGGCUUUGAGAUCCAAUUUUUCCAAUGCUCGAUCUACAAUUGAAAUAAACAGGAUAUUCCAAUUCCUAUUUAACAUUUUAAAAUAUUAAAUUGUAUUAUCAGUGUCCUAGUGACACAAAUUGUCAAUUUGGAGGAAAAUUUGAGAGGGAUUUUGGAAAUGACUGCCUCUUCCUCUUCCCAAAUACUCAGCAUUAAGAGUUUCAAUUCCUAUUGCAGUAGAAGUCAAAACUUCUCGUCUUAGCUGUGUCAACUCACAGUGUGACCAUGGGCUAGUUACUUCUAAUCUGUGAACUUCAAUAUUCUCAUCAGUCAAAUAGGGCUUUAAAAGUAUUUUAAAAAUUUAAAGAAUUAUUCAAAUAUCAGAGAGUAUUGUACAGGAAUGGAUAAUCAAGUGAACAUUGAUCUAUAAGUGAAUGAAUACACUUGAUGUUAAGUUCAAAUAUAUUUGAUCAUUUUCUUUUCUUUUAAUCUGCUUUAAUAUCACUUCAUUUGCCUUCUUUCAUAUGAAGAUGUGUAUGUUAAGUAUCUCUUUGCACAUGAUACAGAUUGUUUUGACACGGCAGAUCAAAAGAUGGGAAAUUCAACUGAACAAGCCUUGUUAAAAUAUGAGCAUUAAGUAGCAUACCAAAAAUCAGUGAAGUGUACAUUGUUAGGCAGUGAUUAAUGAGAAAUCUAAGAUGUUGACAUAUCUGGUUGAGUUCACGGGGAGAUGAACUAGAUCCCUCUAAUUAGAAACUGAAACCAUCCUAAAAGAAAGAUUUCAUAAGCAGCUUAGAAGAUGGCAGGAAUGGGUUAGCAAAUUAAUGAGAUGAAGUAAAACUAAAUUUUGAUACAGUUUGAGGAACUUAGUCCCAAAAUAGAAUAAAAAAACCUGAAAGACCUCUUAGGAGAAAAAUGACUUUGUUAAGGGUAAUAGAUAAAGACAAGAUAGAAGCAAUAUUAAGAAUCAGGAAGAGAGGAGCCCCCAGAGAUGGGAAUCAUUUUUAGAAGAAGGUUGUGGUGUUGCAGAUACGAAAUAAUCCCAUGCAACCAAGGUAGUGACUGUAGAUUCAUAAAGAAAGGAGUCAGAUUCUUGAAAUGCUUUGAAGGCAAAAGCAAUCAGUAUUGACAACAGAGUAUAAGUAAGUUAUGAAGAUAACAAGGUGAAUAUAACUGGGCUUUAUUGUUUAGACAUCAGGGAUGUGGUGAGUUGAUCCAAGAUGAUGGGAAAACAAAAAAUGGGAUAAUUAUAACAGAAGGAAAACUCUCGCUUUCUACAGUCAAUAAGUUACCUAAGAAUUCAGCCAUGAAGGGGAAAAAACCUAGCAUAUAAAUUGAGUGCAUAAAUGACUAUGGGGGCUGCAAAGAGAAGGGAAUGUGCUUUCUCAAUGUUCAUCUAUGGUACAAUGCUUAAAGCUUUCUUUGUUUUGUUCUGUUCAAUUUAUAUUGAAACUCACUGUGUGUUUUGGUUUUAGUGCAUGUGGUACUGAAAAGCAGAGGGGGAGGUUUCCCUGCCCACCCAUAUCUGUCCAUCUGUGUGAGACAAAUGGUGCAGAGCACAGAUGAUGGAGCCUCCUCCUACCUGAGACCAGCUUGAGUAAAAUUAAUUCUGUUCCUUUUUUUUUUUUUUUUUUUUUAAUUCUCUAGUUUCCCAUUUACAGAUAAGUUGCAGAGCCACUUGAGUGAUUGCUCCAGGGAUCAUGUUAUUAACUUUCAUGCCAAUUUGCAUUUGCAAAUUUACAAGUUACUCAUUAAAUGUCAAAGAGCAAAGAAGUUAACCUCACCUCAUGUGAGCCCUUUCCUCCCAGCAGCCCUCCUCGCUCAGGUUAAGGUGUCCUAGCUUAUUAGAAGUUUCAUUGGGGUUUGUUUAAGGAUGCACAGGCUAGACACUGGGACUAACAUUAGUUUUCCUAAAGGUUUGCCCUUUUCAUUGCUACCUCAAAGGGUCAUUCUUUUGUUCACAUUUGUCCAAAGACAGACAAAUCAGGUGUCAUAUUGAAUCACAGAUUUGGACACUGUGAAGAGGAAUUUAAGAGAGAUUCUUUUCCUAUAGACUUUCAAAAUGGACAGAUUUUUCCUAAUUAAAAAAAAAUCCACAGAAUUUCAUAUUUUACACUGAUAAUAAUGAAUUGAAGUGUGCUUGUGAAAUUUCAACUAAUAUUAAAUGAGGAAUAGUUGUAAAGGUGAGAUGAUUCCAUAUACAAAGUUGCUCAAUACUUGGAAUUGAUAAAGAGCUUUCCAGCUUUCCAGUCAGUACUUAAAACAUUAUUAAUUUAAGGAGAAUAUACUAUUUAUUUUUUUUCUGUUAUGGUUCUGAAAGUGGUGGGUUUUUUGGUGGAGGGUAGGGGAAGUAGGGAAGAGAUCUAAUGAUUCAUCAAAGACUCAUGUACUCCUUGCUAAAUCCUACAAGAAAAUCCUGAAUCUGUGUUUACAUCUACUAAUAUGUUCCAUAUCAUAAGUUCAUAUGGUAGCAUUACACUGCAGGAAAUGGGAAUUAAACCCUAAAUGCAGCAGCCUUGGGAUGAGCAAGCCUUGGUAACAAUGGAAAAACCGAAUGUCUUAAUCUGAUGCACAUUCAACCCACUCAAGGAUUUUUCAGGAGGUGGAUAAUUCAGUUUUGGGGAUUACUUGGACUCUGCUUUUCCAUCUCUCCUGGUUUGCCUAGUUUUGGAAUCUUUUCAUCAAUCUCUGGCACAUUCAUGCAAGCAUGAGCAAGUGGACGGAAAGGAAAUGACGGUCGACUAUCUUCAUUUUGGAAUCUCAUGUUAGUCAACAUCACCACAUGGAACUGUUAGUUUACUUUUUUGGACAGUUUAGGACAAUGAGAACAGUUUUUUCUCAUGCUCACCAAACAGCUCAUAUGUAUUGCUGGUAUGCCUUAUAUCUCUAAGAGGCAGGAAAACUGAAAUGUCAAAUUCAAGUCUGGCUUCUAGGAUAGCACUUUGGCCUCCCAGGUAUGACUAGUUAAAGGCUUGUAAAACACAGGCAAAGCUAAAGGUCAACUAAAAUGAUUGCUUUAGACCACGGAGGACUUGCUUUAGGUGUUAACAAAGGGUCUUUCUGGUUUUUUCUUUCUGACGUGGAAAUAAGCACAGAUUGUUGGAAGGAUGAUUCUAUUUUAAAUGCUUUUAGUUACACUAUUUUGGAUUCUGUCAUUUCUUUCCCUGGAUAGUCAGUCAAGGACCUUUCUCCUGAUUUUUCCCAUCCCUUCACCCCUAGGUUAUAAUUGUUUAUAUAUACAUAUGUACAUGUGUGUAUGUGUGUGUAAAUGCACGGAAAGCCCAACAUCUACACUGCAACUUGAACUAGACAUCAUAUUUUUCCUGCCUUUUCUAGGGAAGGGGCUUUUAAGUCUCAGUUAUGCAUACAUGGUUGAGAAAUUGAACUUUCCCCUUCUGUUAGUCAUUUAUGUUUUUAUCCUUUCGUAGCUGCAGUUUUCUCAUUGCUGUAGUUUUUGAAAUAAUUUAUGCAAGUGUUUGGUUUUCAUGUUUACAAUUUAUACAGCUUUCCUAGCAGUUUAAAUGGAAAUGUCAAUAAAAACUAAGAAUUGGUGUCAAA